Molecule: messenger RNA, 1062 nt
Organism: Fraxinus pennsylvanica
Lineage: Eukaryota; Viridiplantae; Streptophyta; Magnoliopsida; Lamiales; Oleaceae
Source: the annotation of a GenBank genome assembly
AUGUUGACUAAUACAAGAGUCAAGUACAGUGAACACUUGAAGCAAACUACAAUCGUCAGCAAGCCAGCCGGAAAUUUCAUUUCCGGCAGGAAAAAGCCUUCCCAGACGGAGAUACACUCCGGCGCCGGAACCGCCACCAGGACCGUCAGGUUCUCUGUCACCGACGCUUAUGCAACUGACUCCUCAAGCGAUGAAGAGGAUGGCUUCUUUGUUAAACGUCAGAGAGUAAAGAAAUUCAUAAACGAGGUGAAAAUCCAGCCAUGUUGUAGAGAAAACAGGAGUGUAGAAACUGUUGCUGCUGCUUCCACCGUUCUGGGAGGUAGCAGGCGGCCUUCCACGGCGGUGAAACGUAAGAAAAGUAGUGCUAGACAGAAACAGAACGGCGGAACUGACAGUCAAAAAGUGACAAGAAAUGGAAAUGUGAGGAAGUUCCGCGGCGUACGGCAGCGGCCGUGGGGCAAAUGGGCGGCUGAGAUUCGAGACCCCUUGAGGCGUGUACGGCUGUGGCUAGGCACUUAUGACACGGCGGAGGAGGCUGCCAUGGUGUACGAUCACGCGGCAAUCCAGCUGCGCGGCCCUGACGCUCUCACUAAUUUCUCAGUCCCGCCGCAAAUGGAAAACAAAACAAACUCAGGGUACAACUCCGGCGAGGACUCCCACAACACCUUGAAAUCACCCAAGUCUGUUCUCCGAUUUGUCUCAGCGGCUGACUCACAAACUGAAGUCGAAGCCGAAGCUGAAGCCGAGUCGUCGUCGUUCUUUUCGCCGCCAAAUGAUGCUGUUCCGUUAAAGGAGAAUGAGGAUAUUACCCUAUGGGAGAAUUUCUCGGACUGUCCGAUAUUUCCGUCGGUUGAAGAUAUGUUCCGGGAAUUUGAUGAUCCGCUUCCCGUACCCGAUUUGUUUGAUGAAACGGGUUUUGCAGAUAGCGUCUUCGGCUUGGAUUUUGACUGUUGCGACGACAUGCUUGUCGGGUCAAGUUAUAAUACCGGGUUUGGGCAAGCGGAUGACUACUUUCAAGAUUUUGGUGAUAUAUUCGGGUCGGAUCCUCUAGUUGUUCUUUGA